Molecule: messenger RNA, 258 nt
Organism: Gilbertella persicaria
Lineage: Eukaryota; Fungi; Mucoromycota; Mucoromycetes; Mucorales; Choanephoraceae
Product: forkhead transcription factor
Exons: 2
Biological process (GO): regulation of transcription by RNA polymerase II
Molecular function (GO): DNA-binding transcription factor activity, RNA polymerase II-specific; RNA polymerase II cis-regulatory region sequence-specific DNA binding
Source: RefSeq, a predicted model, not a curated record
CCACCCCAUUCCUAUGCUUCCUUGAUUGCUCAGGCUAUCUUGACUUCCAGGGAUCAAAGAUUGACACUAAGGGAAAUAUACGAAUGGGUACAGACCAGAUAUCCUCAUUUGUACGAAGCCAACGAAACCGGUUGGCAGAACACAAUUCGCCAUAACCUAUCUCUGAACAGAUGCUUCCGUAAACUCCCACGUUUGUCUCAGGAUAAUGCAGGAAAAGGGAAAGGUAGCAAGGGUGGCUAUUGGACCGUGGACCUUGAA